UACAGAGACGUGUUUCAGGAAUAGUAACUAUUAUUAAUGUAGUCUUAUUAGUCAGAAUGAGAAUCAUCUCAGUGAUCCUCCUCUUCUCUUUCACAGCUGUUUCUCCACUAUCAGACCUAUUUUAUCCACAUGGCAAGGGAAAAGGAGACACUUUAAAUGUUCAGGAUGAUAUCCGCUCACCUGCUGUUACGUUACAGAGUCCAUUCUCUUUUUUUGGACACACAUACUCUCAGAUAUAUGUCUACAAGGAUGGAUUGCUAAAAUUGAGUCAGAAGCAGUUUGUUUCUGGUGGUGAUAUUUUCUUUAAUCCAUCCUUGACUUGCUUGGAUAACAGUAAAGGAGGUGUAAUCUCAUAUAAUCAGUACUCUGAGGGCAGUGUACUCUCACGGGCCACACAGGACAUAAACCAGUACUUUCCAGAAGUUACCUUCGCUGCCUCUUGGGUUUUUGUUGUAACAUGGGAUGGAGUGCCAUACUGUGGACACCCAGGCAAGGCAUCAUUUCAAGUGGUUUUCAUUUCCAGAGGGACUCUUUCCUUUAUGCUGAUAAAUUACAGUCCCACUAAUCCAACAAACCAGUAUGUCAAGGCUGGAUAUAACACCACCAAACACAGCUUUCAGAUUCUGAUGUCAGCCAGCAGCAUUUCAAAUCUAAUUAAAACAAGCAAUGUGAAUGUCCCUGGGCGCUGGGCCUUCUGGGUAAACCAAGGAAGUAUUACACCACUACCAGCGGUAGACGCAUGA
Messenger RNA from Colossoma macropomum (tambaqui), 743 nucleotides. Its product is annotated as sushi, nidogen and EGF-like domain-containing protein 1. Gene Ontology annotation, biological process: cell-matrix adhesion. The coding region runs from base 57 to 743 and encodes 228 amino acids. The record is from RefSeq and is a predicted model, not a curated record. The transcript is spliced from 6 exons. Lineage: Eukaryota; Metazoa; Chordata; Actinopteri; Characiformes; Serrasalmidae.